Messenger RNA from Oncorhynchus masou masou (cherry salmon), 12115 nucleotides. It is a transcript of the gene fat1b, whose product is annotated as FAT atypical cadherin 1b. The record is from RefSeq and is a predicted model, not a curated record. Bases 5 to 9712 code for a protein of 3235 amino acids. Gene Ontology annotation, biological process: cell-cell junction assembly; cell-cell adhesion mediated by cadherin; cell morphogenesis. Gene Ontology annotation, molecular function: cadherin binding; calcium ion binding. The transcript has 18 exons. Gene Ontology annotation, cellular component: catenin complex; plasma membrane; adherens junction. NCBI's taxonomy places the organism in Eukaryota, Metazoa, Chordata, Actinopteri, Salmoniformes, Salmonidae.
CAACAUGGGAAAGCUCUUCACAGCAAUUGUUAUGCAGAUCUUGUGGAGCUGCUCAGGAAUACCUGGACAGCAGACAUCACCAUUUCAAUUUACACAAACAGUAUACAAUACCACUAUAUAUGAAAACUCAGCUGCUAAAAGCUAUGUAGAAUGCCCAAUUAAAAUGGGAAUAUACAUCACAGACCCAUCCUGGGACAUUCAAUACAAAAUAGAAUCUGGAGAUGAAGAGGUUUUAUUCAAGGCUGAAGAAUAUGUACUGGGAGACUUCAGUUUCCUGCGAAUUAGGACCAAAGGAGGCAGCUCUGCAAUACUCAACAGGGAAGUGAAGGAGCACUACUCACUGAGAGUCAAAGCACUAAAAUGGAGCACCAACGCUGUCGCUCAAACAAAUGUUCAAGUGCGAGUUCUGGACACCAAUGAUCUCCGGCCUCUUUUCUCACCAACCUCCUACACUGUUUCCGUGCCUGAACACGCUGACAUCAGAACUAGCAUUAUGAGAGUCACCGCCACCGAUGCCGACGUCGGCUCAAAUGCAGAGUACUAUUUCAGCUUGGGAGGAGAACACACCCACACGUUUGCCAUUCAUCCUACCAGUGGCGUGAUUACUCUCAUGGCCAGGCUGGAUUACGCUGAGUGGAGGCUGUUUGAGAUGGAUGUCUUGGCUGUAGAUCGGGGCAUGAAACUCUAUGGGAGCAGUGGCUUCAGCAGCACAGCCAAGCUGACGGUCAGGGUACUGCAGGCCAAUGACCACGCUCCCGUCCUCACAGCUGUUCCCUUAGCUCCAUCAGCCACAGACACUGACCCUACAUAUGCUCUAGUAACCGUGGAAGACAAUGAUCAAGGGCCUAAUGGUGAGAUAGCAUCACUGAGUAUAGUAGCUGGGGACCCACUCCAGCAGUUUAGGGCAGUGAAAACCAGCCCUGCUGGAAAAGAAUACAGGGUCAAAGCCAUUAAGGAUGUGGAUUGGGAUAGUUGUCCGUUUGGAUUUAAUCUUACACUACAGGCCGAGGAUAAAGGUAGCCCACCACAGUUCUCCUCCGCUGAAGUCAUUAGAGUGAGAUCCCCACGUGUUGAUGUAAGGGCUCCUACAUUUGAAAAAAACAUUUACAGAGUCAACCUGACAGAAUUUUCCCCGCCCAACACUUCUGUUGUAAUGGUGAGAGCUAUGCCAAAUCACCCCAUGUUGAAAUACUCCAUCAAAUACCCCAAGAUCCAACAGAUCACUCAUCCUUUCACUAUUAAUUCAAACACAGGCUUGAUAACAACAACUGCAGCUAUCCAAGCUGACUGUGCCAGCAAGUAUGACUUUGAGGUCAUUAUUAAUAACCAAGAACAAGCAUCAACCAGGGUGGUCAUCAACGUGAUUGAUGUAAAUAAUAAUGCACCAGUUUUUCAGCAACUGUCCUACAAAGGCAAUGUCAAUGAAAAUGUACCAGUGGGGACCAGCAUCCUCACGGUCAGUGCCAGCGACAUGGAUGAAGGAGAGAAUGGUUACGUUACUUACACCAUCGCCAAUGUAAACCCACCACAACCUUUUACCAUAGAUUACUUCACAGGUGUCAUCAGCACUGCCAGGGAAUUGGACUAUGAAAAGAUGCCAAGGGUUUACAACCUCCGAGUCAGAGCUUCAGAUUGGGGCUCUCCUUUCCGCCGUGAAGUGGAGACUCCAGUUUCUAUUACACUCAACAACCUUAAUGACAAUGAGCCCUUGUUUGAGAAGGUUGACUGUGAAGUGAGCUUACCAAGAUACUACAGGGUGGGUGAGCAGAUAGUCGCGGUGUCUGCUAUCGAUGCAGACGACAUGGAAGGGGUUCAGCAUGUAGUCAUAGAUGGCAACAGCCUUGGUCUUUUUGACUUGACACCAGACACUGGGCUGUUAUCACUCAAGUUGCCCUUACAUGACGGUGAGGCUGCAAGGUUGUCCUUCCACUCCUUACAAAUUAGUGCCAACGAUGGGGAGACAUCAAGUAAGCCAAUGUUUGUGAACAUCACAGUCCUGUCUGGUUCAGGAGCCGUCUUUGAAAAGUGUGUGGAUACAGGAGUGGUUGGGCGUAUGGCUGAGAAGCUGCUUCUUGGCACCAUGCUCCCCUCUCAAAGAGAAGAUCAUUUUGAGGACAUUCAUUCAAUCAAUAAUUAUUUUCCUCACUUUGUGGACUCUACUCCUAAGGUCAUUGAGGUUAAAGAGGACCUACAAGUUGGGAUGAGGAUAGCUCAUCUUAGUGCCAUAGACGCAGACCAUGGCUUCAGUGGAACAUUGAUGUUUGUGAUAUCUGGAGGAGAUGUUGAGAGUCGUUUCAUGAUUGAAAUGGACACUGGUUGGCUAAAGAUUAUGGAGCCAUUAGACAGAGAAAUAAUGGAUAAGUAUACUCUCAACAUCACUGUGUAUGAUCUGGGAACACCACAGCGGUCAGCGUCACAUGUCUUACAGAUCAAUGUCCUGGAUUCAAAUGACAACAGCCCAAACUUCCUCCAGAGUAGCUACUCUGUAUCGAUAAGGGAGGAUACAGACGUAGGAACAGCUGUCAUUCAGGUUGAUGCCACAGAUAAAGAUUCAGGGGCCAACAGAAUCAUCAGAUAUUCAUUGAUGGCUGAGUCCGAUCACUUUGUCAUAGAUGACCAGACGGGAGUGGUGAAGGUUAAAAGUGCAUUGGACCGGGAGCUACACCCAACUAUUAUCCUAAAAGUUGUGGCCUGUGAUCAGGCAGUUGAUGAACCUCAGAUGGUUUCUACAGUAUCUCUGAAGAUAGUGUUAGAGGAUGUCAAUGACAACCCUCCUAGGUUUUUCCCCCUCCACCAGCGCGUGAAGGUGCCGGAGGACCUCCCGCUAGGGGCGGUGGUGGUCUGGCUACAGGCCCAUGACCCUGACCAAGGUCAGUCUGGACAGGUCCGUUUCAGCCUACUGGACAAUGGAGAUGGAGACUUUGAUGUUGAUAAAACAAACGGUGCUGUUCGUAUAUUAAGGACCCUGGACUUUGAGAGGAGACAGGUGUAUAACCUGACAGCCAGAGCCAAGGAUAAAGGGAAACCUGAGUCGUUGUCCUGCACAUGUUUUAUUGAAGUCUACGUAGUAGAUGUGGAUGAGAAUCUGCACCAGCCUCGGUUUGCCUUCUUUGUGGAUAAGGGAAGUGUGAGAGAAGAUGCUCCUACUGGCACAACUAUAAUGACAGUUACAGCACAAGACAAUGACCAAGGUAGAGCUGGAGAAAUACGCUAUUCUAUAAGGGACGGAUCAGGCCUCGGAGUAUUCACCAUAGAUGAAGAGAGUGGUGUCAUACAGACACAGGAGCUUUUAGACCAUGAGACCACCAAUCAUUACUGGCUGACUAUCUAUGGCACCGACCUAGCUGUGGUGCCUCAGUCGUCCUUUAUGGAGGUCUACAUUGAGGUUGAAGAUGUCAACGACAACGCACCACAGACCUCCGAGCCAGUCUAUUAUCCUGAGGUCAUGGAGAAUUCCCCCAAGGAUGUAUCUGUUAUCCAGGUUGAGGCGGUGGACCCUGACUCUGGGAACAGUGACCAGUUCGACUAUAAGAUAACCAGCGGGAACCCACAGGGAUUCUUCAGCAUCGACUACCAGACGGGUUUGGUGACAACCACUUCCAGAAAACUGGACAGAGAGCACCAAGAGGAACAUACACUGGAGAUCACAGUAACAGACAAGGGCGUGCCAGCCAGGUCCACAGCUGUCCGGGUGGUGGUGAGGGUGCAGGAUGAGAACGACAACACCCCACAGUUCCUGGAGAAGAUCUAUAAGGUCCAGCUCCCAGAGAGGGACAGGUCAGACAGGGACAGGUCAAAUGGAGACAGGGAGAGACCAACAGAGAGGAUCGAGCCAAUCUACAGAGUGAUCGCCUCUGACAGAGACACGGGCCCCAACGCUGAGAUGUCCUACAGCAUCGAGGGGGAAGACGAUCAGGGGAGGUUCUUCAUCGAACCCCAAACUGGCCAUGUGUUCUCCAGAGAGGUUGUCUCGGCAGGACAGCAUGCCAUCCUUACAAUUAAAGUGGUGGACAACGGGAGACCCCAAAGGUCCUCAACCUGUCGGCUGCACAUUGAGUGGAUUGUGAGGCCUGAGCCCUCCUCUGAGCCCUUGGUGUUUGAAGAGACCUCCCUCGUCUUCUCUGUCAUGGAGACUGACCCAGUGGCUCACAUGGUGGGGGUCAUCUCCACCCAACCCAUAGACGCACCUGUCUGGUUCCAAAUCACAGGUGGCAACGCUGACAGCCGCUUCGAUGUAGGCAAGGGCAGUGGAACCGUCAUUUUAGCCAAACCCCUCCAUGCAGAACCAAAAUCAAAUUACAGCCUGACAGUGGAGGCAACAGAUGGAAACAGAUACAUCAGCACCCAGGUGUUCAUCAAAGUGAUUGACACCAACAACCACCAGCCCCAGUUCUCUCAGCCCCAGUAUGAGGUCAGCAUCCCAGAGGACACAGCACCAGAAACAGGCAUUCUGCAGCUCAGUGCCACAGACAGAGACCAGAGGAACAAGCUAACCUUCACUCUGCUGAGCAGCACUGAUCUCUUCAGCCAGAGGAGGUUCAGGCUGGACCCUGGGACGGGACAGCUCUACACCACAGAACCACUGGACCACGAGGUCAUGAACAAACACACCCUCACUGUCAUGGUGUGUGAUGAUUGUGUGCCUGUAAAGCGUAACCUGGUCAGAGUGAUAGUUAACGUGGAGGACACCAAUGAUAACACCCCCUGGUUCACCAGCCCCCAGUACUCAGGCCAGGUGUUUGAGUCAGCUGCUGUGGGAUUGGCUGUACUUCAAGUUUCUGCUCAGGACCGAGACAGAGGAAGCAAUGCAGAGAUCAGCUACAUCAUAGAGUCAGGGAACGAGGACAACUCGUUUGCUAUCGACCUCGUCCUGGGGACCAUUACAGUGGCUAAGGAGCUAGAUCGUGAUGACAAGAGUCAGUUUGAACUGGCUGUAAAGGCGUCAGACAGAGGAGCGCCUCCACUGAGUGCGGUGACAACAGUACGUAUAGCUGUCACUGUGCCAGAUAACGCCAGGCCCAGGUUCCCUGAGGAGGAGAUCUCAGCUGUUAUCAGUGAGACAGCCCCUGUAGGGAGCUUAGUUACUCUGCUCUCUGCCUCCAGUCACUCUUCCGUCCUCUACCAGAUCAGAGAGGGAAAUGUCAAUAACGCCUUCCAUAUCAAUCCAACCUCUGGGGUUGUUGUCACUCAGAGGCUGUUGGACUAUGAGAGUGUGUCUUCAUAUAGACUGACAGUGCAGGCCACCAACAUGGCAGAGAUGGUGAACUAUGUUACAGUCCUUAUUCACCUCAGAGAUGAGAAUGACAACAGUCCAGUGUUCACACAGACAGAGUUCAGAGGAGUUGUCAGUGAGUCCGCCCCUGUUAACAGUGUGGUGCUAACCAAUGGAAGGUCUCCUCUGGUUAUCCAAGCCACUGAUGCUGACAGUGAUCUGAAUGGCAGGCUGGUCUACCAGAUUGUAGAGCCCUAUGCCCUUGAAUACUUCGCCAUUGACUCCAGCACCGGAGCCAUUCGCACUGUCACUGGCCUGGAUUAUGAGCAGAGGUCAGAGUUCAACUUCACUGUGCAGGUCCAUGACAGUGGAAAGCCACAACUUUUCUCUGAGAUCAUAGCCUAUGUCACCAUCCACAUCACUGAUGUCAAUGAUUGCCCCCCAACAUUCAGCCAAGACGUGUUUGAGACGUCUGUCAUAGUGCCAACCUACAGUGGAGUGAAGGUGAUUUCUAUAAACGCCACUGAUCUGGAUUCAGGAGCUGGUUCCAAACUACUGUUCUCUAUCUCAGAUGGAAACAUAGGAGGUCAAUUCAUGAUUGAUCCCAAGUCAGGCGUUAUUUCUGUUUUGAAUCCAGCCCAGUUGCGAAAUGGGUACAAGUUGACAGUCGGCGUGUCUGAUGGGAAGUUCACCAAGACUGCCAUGGUCAAAAUUAACAUAAGAGAGAAUCAGAACAAAGAUCUGGCGUUUGCCGAGGACCUGUAUACUGUCUCUCUACCAGAGAACUCAUCUGAGAGGAAAACUCUGGCUGUGGUGACUGCUGCGAGAAAAAGGUUAAACGAACCUCUAUUUUACACCAUCCUGAACCCACAGGGGAGGUUUGAAAUUGGACACACCUCUGGUGUGCUGUUUACGACGGGAGUACCUUUCGAUCGAGAGGAACAGGAUACAUUUGAGAUCGUUGUGGAGGUGACGAAGGAACACAGAUCCUCAGGGGUGGCUCAUGCUCUUGUGGUGGUGACCAUUGAAGAUGUAAAUGACAAUGAGCCUGUGUUCGUGGGACUCCCCUACUCAGCCCUGGUGCAGUUAGAUUCGGCAGUGGGUCAGGUUGUCAGGCAGAUAACCACAGUGGAUAAAGACAUUGGUAGGAAUGCUGAGAUCAAAUACCAGCUGAAAGAAGACUGGGGAUAUUUUCAGAUCAGCCCCUCAGGUGAAAUCUCACUCAAAGGGACCAUUCACCCAAAAGACGUUGACACUAAGUUUGCAAUCAGCGUCAUCGCUAAAGACAGAGGGGACCCAUCUCUCUCGGCAACAGUGGAGGUGGCUGUGUCAGUGGUGAGCAAAGCCGUACCUGUGUUUGAAAAAUCAUCCUAUGACAUAGUUAUACCAGAGGAUGUUCCAUUAGACACCUCCAUUGUGAAGAUCCAGGCCAAUGCUUCAGAGGGACCAAGGACUGUCUAUAGCAUAUCAAAGGGAGACCCUUUAGGUCAGUUCUCCAUUAGUUUCAUCACUGGUGUCUUCCAUGUUGUACAGCCGUUGGACUACGAGACCCACCCAGCAUACAGACUUAGUAUCCGAGCCUCAGACUCACUUACAGGGGCUCACUCUGAAGUGUUCCUUGACAUUAUCUUGGAGGACGUCAAUGAUAACGCACCGACUUUCAAAGAGAGGUUAUAUGAGGCCAGUGUGUCUGAGUUGUCUGACAUUGACUCGUCAGUGUUACAGGUGUCUGCUAUAGACUCAGACUCGGGCAACAACAAAGUGCUGUUUUACCAGUUAGUGGAGGAGGAGGGUGGCUCAGAAUACUUCACCAUUGACCAAGAGAGUGGGGUGAUCAUGACCUCUGGCCUGUUAGACUUUGAGGUGGGACCACAACAUAGGUUGGUGGUCAGAGCUGUGGAUGGGGGUGUCCCUGCCCAAUCCAGUGAGGUCCAGGUCAUCAUCUCAGUGACAGACAUCAAUGACAACCCACCAGUCUUCACACAGCAUCUGUAUAAGGCUAUGGUCAGCCAGCUGGCCCAAAGGGGUCAUUUUGUAGCCUGUGUGAGGACCUCUGAUGCUGACCUGUCAGACACUGACCGCCUGGAGUACUCCCUACUCUCUGGCAAUGAGGACUCCAGCUUCACCAUAGAUGGAAGGAGUGGAGAGAUUGUCAUAUCGAAAUACCGCAAGCUGAACAGGGAGACACUCUAUAACCUCAGUGUGUCUGUGUCUGAUGGGCUUUAUAGUAGUGUAUGUAAUGUACAGGUCACAGUGGUCACUUCUAACCUCCACAGCCCCUCUUUCUCCCACACUGACUCUGUUGUAGAGCUGUUGGAGAACUCACCUGUUGGCACGUUGGUCACUCAAGUCACAGCUACCGAUAAAGAUCUUGGAGUGUAUGGCAAGGUGACAUAUUACAUAGUGAAUGAUGUGGUAAAGGACAAAUUCACUAUCAAUGAAAAUGGGGAGAUUUUUACUGUGGAAAGCUUAGACAGAGAAAAUGUCAUCAGUAACCUAAUCUCUAUUAGUCUGAUGGCUAAAGAUGGAGGGGGAAAGCUAGGCUUCACCUCUGUCAACGUGAUUCUGACUGAUGUUAACGAUAACGCUCCUCAGUUCAGGGCAGCAGAAUACAAAGCCAAUAUUCCCAGGGACGUCUCUGAAGGAACUGUCAUAGUCAGAGUUACUGCUGUGGACGCAGAUGAAGGCAGCAAUGCUGACAUCACUUACACUGUACAAUCUGAGGUGGGAGGUUUUGACAUACAUCCUCUCAAUGGUGAUAUAAUUGCCACAAAUAAUUUUACAGCUUAUAAAAAUGACCUCUUUUCCUUUUAUGUGAGUGCUAAAGACGCUGGAGAUCCACCGAAAAAAACUUUGGUGCCAGUAUAUAUCAGACUACUGCCCAAGGAGGUGACCGUGCCAAAACUAGUUGAGUUACAGAAGAGAUGGUCAGUCAGUGAGGGUCUUCCUAUAGGUUCUGAGAUUGAUGUCAUCCAAGAGAGUGAGCAGCUUUUGGUAUACAACCUUGUUAAAGGCAGCACCCCUGAGAGCAACCAAGACCAAGUCUUCGUUGUCAACACAGACACAGGGAAGCUCAAACUAGCCAAACGUCUUGACUUUGAAACCACUAAAUGGUACCUGCUGACUCUGCAGGCACAGGGCGACCUAGAGGACAUUGAUGUGGUUACUACUGUUCAACUCCAUAUUCAGGUACAGGACGUCAACGAUAACAGUCCACAGUUUGAAUCGGACUCUUACAGAUCAUUUGUUGUUGAGAACCUACCUAAAGGGACCUCAGUGAUUCAGGUGAAAUUUGACAAUCAGGAGACUGUAAAACUAUCAGGAGACUAUCAGGAGACUGUAAAACUAUCAGGAGACUAUCAGGAGACUGUAAAACUAUCAGGAGACUAUCAGGAGACUGUAAAACUAUCAGGAGACUAUCAGGAGACUGUAAAACUAUCAGGGGACUAUCAGGAGACUGCGGCGUGGCAGGGUGGGAGCCACACUGCACACUGCCACCCCUCUCCUCAGCAUGGGCACGGGGUCUGGGUCAGGGGUGCUGUGCUCUGUGGGUUCCACCAACCCAAGACCUUCGCAAGAACCCUUGUUCAGGUUGUGGCAUCCGUCCUGUUUGGCCCUCUUCCGGACGGCUACAAAGAGCAGAGACAGGCCCAAGAUGGUAACCAGGAACAGGGCCAGUCCAAGGAGUUCCUCCAGGCCGAUGGACCAGCUGGUGAACAGCAGCUCGUUCCUGACCAACACCUCGAGCUCACACUGCCGCCCAACGAACCCCACCACGCAGCUACAGUUGAAGGAGCCUUUUUCACCAACAACAACAAUGCUAUGAGAAAUGUCCAACCCAACAGGAUAGCAGACACGAUGAAGAUGGUAAAAGUUCUUUGGGAGAGCUUACCUGGAGGUCAAGUCCAGCCGGGGGAGUCCCAGUCUACUUGGGACGUUCCACCACAGAUCCCAGUUAGACCCAUCUCCUAUACCCCUAGUUACCCCAGCAACUCACGCCACAACCUGAACAAGGGUUCUUGCGAAGGUCUUGGGUUGGUGGAACCCACAGAGCACAGCACCCCUGACCCAGACCCCGUGCCCAUGCUGAGGAGAGGGGUGGCAGUGUGCAGUGUGGCUCCCACCCUGCCACGCCGCCUGCAUUCCAACACCCCUUCAGAGACGGAGUCCAUCCAGAAACCCUGCUGGGACUACCACUAUGAUGAAGAGGUAGUGGAGCUGGAUCCGGUCUCCACUCAGAGAUCUAAGAAAGACCUGGAAAACCGUAGCAGUGCCUCAGAGUCCCUCUGUUCCUACCAGUCAGGAUCAGGAGAUGAGAACGGCUAUCACUGGGACACAUCUGAUUGGAUGCCGAGUGCUCAGCGUCCCGUAGACCAGGAACUGUUGCAGAGUAUAUGUAUAGAAAAGCCUGCCCCCUCCUGCACUGACUCUGACCCUGAGCUCCUCAACCUUGACUGCUAUUUAGGAGGUAUAGACAUUGAGAGUGACUCCACCAACUGAUUUCCUUUCUCUGGGUCUGGAUGAUGUCCCCCAUACCUGUUAGGCAUCAGGUCCAGUUAUGAUGACUCCAUCCAGACACAUACUUCACCUGUAGCCAGCAGGGGGAAAACAUUUACCAGCACCAGCAGCACCACCUCUACCCUACAGACCCCACUAAGCACCAAGGCAGUAACACAGGUAUCAGCAGGGUGCAUAUAGGGACACAAAGUGACCCCUUGGACAUGAGUUGUGGAUAGGAGCUCAGCAGCAGUGUGCCCGUCUCCCAUGCCUCCAGCUCUGACCUGUCAGGCUUGGGUGAGGGGUCAGAGUGACCAGCAGGCUUGUUUGGUUAUCUCACAUCCUAACCUCUGGACACAAGGCCUCUGACAGGCGACUGAAACUAUAAACUUCACUUAGAGAAUUCAGAGAUAGACCCUGAUGAUCAGAGCGUUGGCUCUCUAUUGGAAAUAUGUCUUGGUAGUCUUAAUCAAAUCUACUUUGAAACAAAAGUAUACAUCUCAUACACAUGGUUAUGGGCUUUAAAAAAAUAAGACCCCUUUACCAUGUCAGAUAUAGAGUUAAAAUGUAUUACACUUUGAGUUUGCAUCCCAAUAUUACACUUCAUAUACUUCACAGAAGACUGAAAUAUAACAGAACCAUGAGAUUUUUGGCGUGUUGUAAAAUAAUGUUUAUUAAUUAUGAAAUUAUAAAAAAUAUGAAUAACAUUCCACCCAUGAGGCCACUAUAGGGCAAUUUGGUCAUUUGACUGCAGGACAGGUGUAGUGAAUGUUAUGUAAUUUCAGAAGAAAAAGCUCACACCUUACGUCCAUCUCUAAUGGCUAAUACUGUAAAUACCAUACAUGUCUGCAUAUUCUUAUCCGUGAUAUUGCAUGAAGCUUAUGUUAGGUUUAUACUGAUUAUAUAUUAAUUAGCUCUUUGAUUGUACUGUACAAUAAACAUUUAUAUAAAUGAUUCUGCCAUUGAAUCAUUGCUGUUACAUUUGUUUUAAUAAAUGAAUACAGAUCAGUCAGCAGAAGGGACAGCCAUACUGUUUUAGCAUUAGCUAUCCUGUUGUCCUGCCAUACCCUGCUAUCAUCAGUAAGGAAGGAGAAGAGGAUGAGAGGAAAGUCCUCUUUUUGACCUCAAGCUCAUUCUUUUAAAAAGGGGAUAACAGUUUCUAACUUCUACUUCGGACUGAUAUGUUUAAAGUUGGACUGAAUAGGACUUUCACCAAAGAAUGAAGCAUUUUACUUUGGAACACUUUCAAUUUUUUUUAUUUACUCUAGUUUAACUUGUGAGAUGUAAAAGAGCUGGGCUUCUUCCCAAAUGGCACCCUAUUCCCUAAGUAGUGCACUACUUUUGACCAAAUCCCAUAAGGGUGUAAUGCACUAUGUAGGUAAUAGGGUGCCAUUUGUGACGUACACAUGGGCAUCAAAGGAAGACUGCUGCUCAUCCCCUCACCAGAUGCACUUGACUUGAUGGUGGUCAUGGAGCCUGUCGAUAGUAUGGUCACCUCUACUUCUUAUGCGGUUUCCAUUGGAGGAAAAUCAUUUUAGAAGCUGUUGUUUAUGUUUACAUGUUUCUCAAGGAAAAUAUAGCUCUUUUCACAAGGUUAACCCUCUGUGAGAAAUAGAAUGAUAGAUACUUCUGUUUCCAUAGGAUCUUAUCACACUACAGCAAGCCAGAGAUGCACAACAAAUAUAUUGUAUCCGUUCUGUUCAGUCCUGUAUAAAUGAGCUCAAUAUGAUGUAAAACAAAAUAUAUAGAGAACCAGUCAAAAGUUUGGACACACCUACUCAUUUCUAGGUUUUUCUUUAUUUUUACUAUUUUGACAGCUAGGAUUAAUAAUCUAUUUUAAGUGCGGCCCUCCAGACCUCGGUGAAGAUGGAAUGUGGCCCACAGGGAAAUUGAGUUUGACUCCCCUGUUUUAGAGUAGGUUCUUGAUGGUGAGAGCUAAAGAUGCUCAUUGCAUAGCACAAGAUGGCAGUAUAACCCCAGAAAGCUUUUCUUGGGAAUGGUGUGGAUUAGACACCAUAAGUAACCUGGAUUCAUGUGGUCGAGCUCAGAUGUCAAUGUUCCUCUGAAUGGAUGUGUCUGUCACGUUAAGACAUUUAUUUCCUUUUUGUCAUUAUUUAGUAUGGUCAGGGCAUGAGUUGGGGUGGGCAGUCUAUGUUUGUUUUUCUAUGAUUUGGGUAUUUCUAUGUUUCGGCCUAGUAUGGUUCUCAAUCAGAGGCAGGUGUCAUUAGUUGUCUCUGAUUGAGAAUCAUACUUAGGUAGCCUGGGUUUCACUGUGUGUUUGUGGGUGAUUGUUCCUGUCUCUGUGUUUGUUUUCACCUGAUAGGCUGUUUAGGUUUUCUCACAUUUAUUGUUUUGUUAGUUUAUUCAUGUAUAGUGUCUUUAUUAAAGUACCAUGAAUAACCACCA